This is a messenger RNA of Effrenium voratum, 1734 nucleotides long. Lineage: Eukaryota; Dinophyceae; Suessiales; Symbiodiniaceae. The record is from the annotation of a GenBank genome assembly.
GCGGGAAUGAAGCGCCUCCCUGCGAGGAGCAGGAGGUCUCAGCGUGGCGCUUCGACCGCCUCUGAGCUGGCACGGAGGUCCCAGUGGGAGCACGCCCUUACCGUCCUGACCAGGAAGCCCAAGCGCGAUGGAGCAAAGGCGUCCAGCGCCGCCAUCAGCGCGGCCGGGGGAUCCAGCCAUUGGCAUGCGGCCGUCUUGCUGUGGCGAGGCCUCGGAGGCUGCGGCAACGCAGCGCUGGCGGCGCUGGGCCGCGGCCUGCAGUGGGCCCAAGCCUUGCGGCUGCUGGCGGAGGAGCCCCGCUCCUUCGGCGCCGCGGGCUACGGGGCAGCGCUGCAGGCGGCGGCGGAGGCGUCCGCCUGGCGCGCCGCGGUGGCGGCGCUGAGCGCGGGGGAAGAGGAAGCGAAGGCGAACUCGCUGUGCUGCAGUGCGGCGAUCGCCGCCUGCGGCAGAAGCUACAUGUGGCAAGUGGCACUUGCGCUGCUUCAGUCCCCUUCUGCGACUUCUGAUGCCUGCACUGUGGCAGUACUACGAGCCAUGCAAGUUGCUCUGCAGUGGGAGCAGGCGGUCGCCUUAUUGGCUGCCAUGCCGAAGGCGGAAGCUCGCGCGGUGGUGGUAGAGACUUGUGCUCGCAGCGAGGCCUGGGAGGCAGCAUUGGCCUUGAUGCAGGACCCGGACCGCCCUGCGGCCCUGCGCGCCUGCGCGCGCGCCGCCCAGUGGCAGGCGGCUUUGGCGUUGGCUCCCGGCGAUGCCACAACGGUGGCGGCGCUCUGCAGCGCCCAGCAGUGGCAGCGCGCCCUCGCGAACGCGAACGCUGCGCCCCGGGACCUUCUGCGGGCAUUGGGCGCCGGCCACUUCUGGCGGGAGGCGCUGCGAGUGCCCCGGGCAAGCACCUGGGACGUGAGCAGCGCGGCUUGGGCGUGCUCCGUUGCCGGGCGCGGGGACAAGGCAGAGGAGCUACUGUCCGCCCAUCUCCAGAGCCAGCGGGCCGGCAAGAAGCGCAAGGAGCUGCAACUCCUGGACUUCCUCGAGUCAGCGCCGAGGGAUCUAGCCAGCAUCCUCGGCGCCAUCGAGGAGUUCGCCAAGAAGAACCGAUGGCUGAAGGUGGCAGCCGGCCAGAAGGCCGAGAUCCUGGAGGUGACGGUUCAGGAAGGCGAUCGAGUCCUCGAGAUCGGGACCUAUGUGGGCUACACUUCGCUUCGCCUGGCGCAGCAAGGCUGCAAGGUUGUGACGCUUGAAGCAGAUCCGCUCAAUGCGGCUGUCGCGCAGAGAGUUGUCGACCUUGCCGGUGCUCGAGACCGGGUGGAUGUCCGUGUGGGCAGAGCUGCCGACUGGCUGAGCUCAGGCCGCCUGUCGGACAUCGACGUGCUGAUUCUGGACCAUCGGGGCACCGUGUACCACGAGGACCUGGCGAAGGCUGAGCCCUUGCUCUCCAGCAAGGCCCGCGUGGUGGCGGACAAUGUGCUGCACCCGGGUGCUCCACUCUUCCUGGUCGAUGUGCAAGACAGGUACCAUGUGGAGGUGCACGUCCUGGAGGAGUUCGGAAUGGAUUUGGAGGAUUGGCUUCUCGUUUGUAGACCAAAAACCUGGCCGGUGGCCAAAGGCGCGGCCGUGGCAUCCCAGCAGUUCGCAGCAAUGCGGCGGUGGGCAGCCGAGGUGAACCGACUCUGCCACGAGAGCCAGGCGGGCCCCGUGGAUUGGCAAGAUCUGCAGGCGCGAAUGAAGCCGCCGCCCUAG